Molecule: messenger RNA, 2000 nt
Organism: Acanthoscelides obtectus
Lineage: Eukaryota; Metazoa; Arthropoda; Insecta; Coleoptera; Chrysomelidae
Source: the annotation of a GenBank genome assembly
AAAAGUCAGAAUUUGUUAAAAACACCCUGAAUAAUUAUAAAAAGCUUAAACCGUGGAUUACAAAUGCAAUAAUUAAAUCUAUGAAAAACCGAGAUAAGCUGAAAAGAGCCCUUAAGCUAAACCCGUCUCCAGCAGAGAUAUCGGAAUACAAAGAAUAUAGAAACCGUCUUAAUAAAAUAAUAAGAUUUACAAAAAAUGAGUACUAUAAAAGUAAAUUUAAUCAAAGCUCGCAUGAUAUCAAAAAAGUUUAUAAAUUAGUUAAAGAGGUAACAAAUGAAAGCCAAACAGAAUGUCCUAUAACUUACCUAAAGGAUGAAAAAAAUGACAUGAUUAUUGAUAAAAAGCAAAUUGCUGAUUUUGCAAAUAACUUUUUUAUAAAUAUUGGCAGAGAAAUGUCAGAUAAAAUUGGGAACCCUCCCACACCUUUUCAAUUUAUAAAUAGCCCUUCCUAUUCAAUGUAUUUAAAACCGACCAACAGGAAUGAAAUUAUUGAACAUAUAAUGAGUCUAAAAAAUAGUUGCUCUCCAGGAUUAGAUAAAUUAACGACUAAAAUAAUCAAACAACUACAUGUAUAUCUCUUGGAUCCCUUAGUUCAUAUAAUCAAUCUGAUUUUCAAAACGGGCAAAGUACCUAAACAAUUUAAAAUAUCGGUUGUAUCACCUAUUCACAAAGCAGGAGAUAAAGAAUAUAUAAGUAAUUAUAGACCAAUAAAUAUAAUAUCAAAUUUAGCAAAGAUAUUUGAAAAAUGCCUUAAGGUUAGAUUGGUUGCAUUCUUGGACUCAAAUAAGUUGUUAUCUGAGAAUCAGUUUGGUUUUAGGCAAGGUUUAAGCACAUCACAUGCGGUUUAUGAAUUAGCGUCUAAAAUAAUGUAUCAUUUAAAUAACGGUGAUAAGUGCAUCGCUUUGUUUUUGGAUUUAGCAAAGGCAUUUGACACGGUAUCUCAUCCUUUGCUCCUCCAAGCACUGGAGGGACAUGGAGUUAGGGGUGCUGUGUUAAGUGUAUUUAGAGAUUAUUUAAUGCAUAGGAUUCAGUGUGUCAGGAUUGCGGACGUUCUAAGUGAACCUAAGACGGUUCAGCAUGGAGUUCCACAGGGUACAGUACUUGGGCCAAUUCUUUUUAAUAUAUAUGUAAAUUACCUCUGCAGUCUUGCAGUUGAUGGCGAUGUAAUUGCCUAUGCUGAUGACACUGUGGUGGUGUUUCAUGGAGAGACAUGGGAAUCAACGGGUGAAAAAUUGAAGACUGAUUUUGCAAAAAUUAAAAACCUUCUGGACACAUUUAAAUUAACUCUGAAUAUAAAAAAAACUCAUUACAUUGCCUUCUCUAUAACCAUGGCUAAUAGACCAGCAUUUAAUCAAAUUAAACUUGAUAAUAUUGAUGAGCCUUUGAAAGAAGUAAAUGAAAUUAAAUAUUUGGGGGUUGUUGUUGAUAAGCACUUGAAGUGGGACCGACAUGUGCUGUAUUUGAGCAAAAAAAUUAGAUUUUUCAUUCAUAAAUUCUACGCUCUUCGUAAUAUACUGAACAUUAAACUACUAUUAAUGAUUUACAAAGCACUUGUGGUCCCACUAUUGGUAUAUGGCAUAAUUGUGUGGGGUGGGAUGUACGGUUCAAAUCUUGGGCAGCUAAAAGUGGUGCAGAACCAUAUUGUAAGGAUCAUUCUAAAAAAACCUAGAUUAUAUCCCACUAUGCAACUUUAUUCACAAGAAAUAAACAAUAUUAAAAUCUUAUAUAUCCUUGCAGUAUGUAGUUUUGUACAUGCAAGUAAGAAAUUAAAUACAAAUUAUGUGUCCCACAAUUAUAUGACCCGAGCAAACACCACUCAUAACCUGAACGUCCCGCAGUCCAGGCGAGAUUUAAAUUUGCGUUUUGUGACAUAUCUUGCACCUAAAUUUUACAAUUUGAUUCCUGCUAAUAUCAGGAAUAUUGGAAAUAAUAAAAAAUUUAAUAUUUCGUUUAAUAUGUUCUGUUGGGAAAAUCGUGAACAAUUUAUGCGUCUAUUUUAA